UGAGUCGUUAUUAUUGCCGGGCACGUGAUUGACACGUGGCUGCUGUCAAUCACAACGCCACGGAAGAAAGAAUCUGAUUGGCUUAGCUACCUAGCGCGAAGAACAGCGCUCAAUGAAAGAGAGUAAUUGCUGAACGAUGCGAGUUCAUUGUUGCAAGUACCGCGGGCCGCGCGAGUUCAUCGUUCCGUCUAGUGACGUGGCCAACCGAAGAACAAGUUCUUGGUGAAGUGUGUCCCGACGGAUCCCGAGGAGGACACAGAAAGAAAAGAUCCCGACAAGGGAAAAGAGCCGAACAGCUGACUAUAUUAUCCGGAAGACCACCGACGAACGUAAGUGUGUUGUUGCUUCUCUUCCGCACAUUUCACGACUUAUAUUGUUCGUGAGUCUUGACGGGCCACCUUGCGAGUUUGAUGUUGCGCAAUAUGUUCCCGAAAAUCUAUUGUGUUGCGUUUCGGGGUUGUUUAUUGUAAUUAUUGUAGAUAUUUCAUUGCCACUGCUCUCGCCUUUCCGUCGCGGUCGCAACAAUCCAGAUCUCUAUCAUUACUCGUUAUAUUGAAGCGUUACAUGUUUUUUUGUUUGUUUUUUUUUUUUAUGUUUGUAUCGUGUCGAAUUCUUAUGUCUACCGCGUUCGCGGUAGUGAUAUGAGCAAGAUUUAUUAGCGUUUAUAUUGUCGAAAAAUCGUAGCUGACGGCCGCGGGAAUUAAGCGUAACAGAAAAACUACCGACAACUGUCGUUUUGUCAAAUAGUUCGCGGAGAAUUAAAAUGAAUUACGUUAAACUCGUGAGUCGUUUAUAACCCUCGACCGUCAUACGUCGCAUAAGUUGCAACAAUCUAUUUGUUGUUGAACGCAAUAAACUGUUAAAAGUCUUAUUUUAUUUUUCAUCUAAUUGUGUGCAUUAUUUACUGAUUAAGUUUCUCUGCUUUUAAACAAUACGGCCUCCUGAGUUCACGCGCCUUUCCGUAUUUAAUACUUAAGAACCGAGCUGCCGAAAAUACAUGCCGUCACGUCCAGAAUGAAAUAAAGUCGAGUCUCAGAAUAUAAAUUUUGAGAACGGCGUGAUAAUUCGCGCUUGGCGACCAAUUACUUAAUCUUCGUGAGUAGAGUCUAAUUAAAAUCUUGCAAAAGACGAGCCGAAGGUGUGCCGUAUCUUCGCAAUAAAAUUUAAAGCGAAGUGCGCAUCACAAAUUGGAGCCACGUUGAAAAAUAAUUAUGAAAAACCUGUAUGAAAAAUUAAUAAAGAGGCAAUUUGAAAAAAAUUAUAAAAAGUCAUUUAUAGAGAGAAGCUUAGUCAAAGAAAAUAUAAAUUGUAUUUUGCGGUUUAUCUGAUUUAUUGAAAUUGUUACAUAUGAUAUUGAUUGAAUUUAUUUGUGCAUGUGUGAUAUAAUGAUGACACUUUAAUGUUUAUUUUUGUGCUAGUCACAAUUUUCUUUCAACUAAAAAUUUAUUUUUUAUAAAAGUGUGCGUGCUCUGAUAUUUUGAGUGUCGGAAAAUUAUAUCGCGAGUGAAAUUCGCAAGUGUUAUUGGAAAAUUUUGUUGCUCGAAUAGAAUAUUCUCGCUUAUUUCAAAUAAGUUUUGGUUAGAUUGUGUUGUCUGGCUUUAAGCGAGUUUAUGUUUUCGAGAAUCAAUUGUGUUUGUAUAGCUUAGAUCGAAGCAGUUAGCUGGUGCCUAUUCUUCGUCGUGUUUAUCUCCGAUUUAUCUUAGUCUUCGCUUACUGCUGUUUUUCGUGCCUAGCGUGUUUAUCGUUUUGAAUUUUGCGUUCGUUGAGCGAGCUUACGUGACAGAUAUUCUGUACGGCCACAGUACAUAGCGAAAUAAAAUUUCUUUUCCGUUUCUUUUCCGAAAUACGUUUGAUCAGCCGGCAAUGGCUACAGAGCAACAAAAUUGGAUUUACGCAUUGACACGGGAGCGAUUGCUCGAAGAAUUAGAGAAGCGAGAGUUAGACCAGACCGGGACAGUACCGACUUUGCGAGCGCGGUUGCUUCGAUACGGACAAUAUCGCGCGCGCGGAGAAGAAUCUCCACCUACACCGGAGUCACAGGCCGGUCCGUCGCGAUCGCAUUUGGCGGUACCGAUUGAGGACGCAUCGGUGCGCCCGAACAGUUCGUCGAGUCUACUCGUGCGGGCUGAACUCGUUGUUGUACGAGCCGAUUCUCCAAUCGCUCGCGCGGAAUCUUCUUCCACGCGACAGGAACCGUCGGUGACACAAGUCGAUCGCACGAGUUAUCGCGCGCGUGAUAAUUGGUCAGCGUUUGUUGAGCCGCCGUUGGAAAGCGUGCAAUUCCCGUCAACUUCGCCGCAAUUAGAUUUACCGUACGACGAUACGAUUUCGACUUCGCGUCAUGGCUCUACAAACGCCUUCAGAGCAUACGAAAUAAUGAGAAAAUGUAACUUGAAAUUUUCCGGAGCGCGCGAUAGCGAUCCCGAAGAAUUUCUCAUAAAAAUUGAGACGACUCGUUCGAUCAUCCCUGUGUCGGACGAAGAUAUCUUUCGUUGUCUGCCGUUCUGUUUAACGGGUAUUGCUCUGUACUGGUUUCGCGCAAAGAAAUAUAGUUGGCGAUCGUGGGAAGAAUUUGUUGCCGCGUGGAGAUCGCGAUUCGACCCAGAUUUUGCAUUCACGUUACGAGAUAAGAUCCGACGUCGCACGCAGGGCAAACACGAGCCAGUUGCCUACUAUCUAAAUUGUAUGGAGGCAUUAUUCGAGCGGUUAAACCCACAAUGGCCGCUAGCGGAACAACUUAUUUACGCAUACCACAAUAUGCUGCCGCGAUUAAAGAUCUUGAUACAUAGGGAUGAUUUUUAUAAUUGGGAGUACCUGAAGCUGCUGGCUGUCGGAGCGGAGAGCUAUCGGCCUCCUCCGCUUCCGGAACAGUCAUUAAUACCGGAAUUAGCUUAUCGACCGCCGCGUAAAAAUCGAAACAGCGAGUCCUUAGCCGCGGCCGGCAUUGAGAAAAAUAAAAAGAAAGAAGGUAAAAACAAGACCAGUUCUGCUACUAUCUCUUCUACGAGAAAGAUUGACGAGACGAGGAAAACAGAAACAGCUGAUUGUCCCAAUUUAAAAUGCUGGAAUUGCGGAAAGAUGGGACACGCGUCGCGCAAUUGCACAGAAGCUAAAAAGUUGCAUUGCUACCGCUGCGGUAAAGCCGAAGUUACAAUAAGGACUUGUCCGAAGUGCGGGGAACGGAAAAAAAGUACGUAGAAACGAGUUCCUGCAACUCUUUCGCACGCGCUUGUGAGGCUAGGAAAAAUUUUGCUGUCAAAAAUAGCGUUGAUAAUAGGAGAUUGAAUAAUUCUAAUGUGUUUCGUGGAUUUGAUGUAGAUAGUUCGUAUGUUUACGUUCUAUUGUAAUGCGUUAUCAUCUUUGGGUUUUUUUCAGGUGAAGGGUUAUACGUUACCGGCUUUAGUUGAUUCAGGAUCUAGUAGGAUUAUUUUUUGAUAGAGAAGUAUUUUGAUCGUACGAAAUUUAGGUUUGUCGAUAAAACAAACUCUCGGAGAUGUCGAAUUAGAACUACGAACGGACAACUCGUUAAUAUAAAAGAAAAGAUGUGUCGAUUAGAUUAAAGAACAGAGAACGAACUAUUUCCGUCUGUUUGUUGCCAGAUUUAGCUGUAUUGUGCAUAUUAGGAGUCGAUUUUUGGUGUAAAUUUGAAGUAAUCUGGAACAUUGGCUCAGCGUCAUGAUCAUUCGCGCGCGAUAGUAAAGAAAAUUAUUUGUUUGAAUCUGACGUCUAUUGACGUGUCAGAUCAAGUGUGUAGCGGAAUAUCGGAAUUAACAUCGUCGGAAGAGAUUCGGUUAAAUGAAUUUUUAAAGAAGAAGCUGCCGACCACAAUAGAUAAUCCGGGUGUAACAAAUCUUACCGAACAUCAGAUAGACGUAAAUAAACAUUUGCCUAUCAAACAAAGGUGUUAUCUUGUCGCCUAAAGUACAAGAGGCGAUUCGAGAGGAGGUAGAUAAAAUGUUACAAGCUGGAAUUAUCGAAUCAUCGUUUAGUGAGUGAUCGAAUCCGAUCGUAAUGGCGAAAAAGCCAAAUGGUAAAUAUCGUUUUUGUCUUGAUUUCCGCAAAGUCAAUAGUGUUUCUAAAAAAGAUGCAUAUCCGUUGCCAAAUAUGAAUGGCAUACUGGACAAAUUGAGAGCCGCGCAUUAUAUUUCAACAAUUGACCUGAGCCAAGCAUAUUUCCAGAUUCCUUUGGCAACGGAGAGUCGUGAGAUUACAGCAUUUAGUGUUCCGGAGAAAGGGUUAUAUCAUUUCACUCGUAUGCCGUACGGACUUACUGGGGCACCUGCCACGUUCUAACGUUUAUUGAACAAAUUAAUUGAUUAAUUAAAUAACCUUGAGAUGAAACCUCACGCAUUUGCGUAUUUAGAUGACAUCAUUGUGGUAACGGCUACUUUUGAAGAACAUGAAUAGUUAGAGAAAGUCUUUUUAGGACAAAUUUCUUUUGAAGAACAUGAAUAGUUAGAGAAAGUCUUUUUAGGACAAAUUUCUGUUUCCGGACUUACAGUAAACCCAGAUAAGUGCGAGUUUUGCAUAUAUGUAAUACUCCUAUAUUGCUAGCGAAGGCGAAACGCUGGCGAAAACAUUACGAGACAGACAUACUACCAUGAUAAAAAAAUAACCGGAAUUUAUUCAUAA
Messenger RNA from Pseudomyrmex gracilis, 4632 nucleotides. RefSeq lists its product as uncharacterized. The record is from RefSeq and is a predicted model, not a curated record. The transcript has a single exon. Gene Ontology annotation, molecular function: zinc ion binding; nucleic acid binding. The coding region runs from base 1864 to 3198 and encodes 444 amino acids. Lineage: Eukaryota; Metazoa; Arthropoda; Insecta; Hymenoptera; Formicidae.